AAGCACCUAAUCAAAAUUUGUCAGACUGAUAAGUAAAUAUGCAGUUGCAUACAGUAGUCACUCUUUCCUCAUUCGUUCUGAAAGCUAAUCGUCUUCAAACACUCGAUUUUUAUAUUUUAUUUUCAGUUUCAUUAUGUUUUGGUUUGGAUUAAUAGGGUUAUUGUCAGUUGUGUUCAUAUUAUUUUAUUUGUACGGUACGCGGACCUUCAGCUACUGGGCCAAGCGUGGGGUCAGGCACGAUGCUCCCGUACCAAUUUUUGGCACCGCGAAGAGGCAGUUCCUCAAAGAGAUAUCCUUCGCCGAUAUUUACGCAGAGAUGUACCAAAAGUAUCCCAACGAAAGAUUCGUCGGUUACUACCUCAUGACUACUCCAGUGCUGAUUCUACGGGACCCCGACUUGGUUAAGCAUGUUUUAGUAUCUGAUUUUAACUACUUUUCCUCCAGAAACGUGUUUCCGCUUGACAAACAUCCCGAACCACUUCUGAAAAAUCUGAUUAUGUGUGAAGGCGACCUUUGGAAAUUUUUGAGGCAAAGGAUGACUCCCGCGUUCACGACUGGUAAAUUAAAGGCGAUGUUUCCCCUGAUCGUGGCGCGCGCCGAGAAGCUGCAGCGAGUGGCGGGGGAGGCGGCGGCGAGCGGCGCCGAGGUGGACGUGCGCGACCUCAUGGCGCGCUACACCACCGACUUCAUCGGCGCCUGCGGCUUCGGCAUCGACACCGACACACUCAGCGACAAGAACAACAUGUUCAGAAAGCUGGGUCAUCGAAUAUUUGUGCGGGGAAGGAGAGAUAUGGUAGUCACUAUUCUUAAAUUUUCCAUGCCAAGUUUGAUGACUAGUUUCCACUUCUUUCCUCCAGAGGUUGAGCACCUUAUGAUGACAUUGGUAAAGACCAUAAUGAAGGAAAGAAAUUAUAAACAUUCAGGAAGGAAUGAUUAUAUAGACACAAUUUUGGAAUUGAAAGAACAAGGAAAAAUGGUAGGUGAAUCUCUAGUGCAUAAGAAAGCUGAUGGUACUCCUUGCAUAGCUGAGAUUGAAAUGGAUGACGAAAUUUUGGUGGCUCAAGUGUUCAUGUUUUUCGCGGCCGGGUUCGAGACGUCGUCUGCAGUGACCAGCUACACGCUGCACGAGCUGGCGCACCAUCCCGACCACCAGAGGAGGUGUCAGGAAGAGAUUGACUCGGUACUCGCGCGCCAUGAUAACAAAGUGUCCUACGAGGCCCUCAAGGAGAUGAAGUUUUUGGAUAUGUGCUUCAGUGAGGCGAUGAGGAUUUUCCCCUCCAUCGGGUUUCUGCAGCGCAUGUGCGUGAAACCGUACACCAUCCCGGGCACGGACAUUACCGUCGACCCCGGGGUCAACGUCAUCGUUCCGGUCAAGGCCCUACACCUGGACCCGCAAUACUUCCCGGAUCCGGAGGAGUUCCGGCCGGAACGGUUCCACCCGGACAAUGUCUCUGCCAUCAACAAAUAUACAUAUCUACCGUUCGGAACCGGACCGAGAGCUUGUAUUGGUGAGCGUCUUGGCUACAUGCAGUCCCUGGCCGGGCUGGCUGCCCUGCUGAGCCAGUUCUCCGUGGCUCCCAGCAUCAGCACGCUCCGAAAGCCAAUCAUAGACACCAAGGUCUUAGGAGUCCAGAGCGUCAAGGGAGGUCUGCCCCUAACCCUUAUCGCCAGGAAAAAGACUCAGUGAAGGCUUAACUGGAAUCCGUCAAAACUAACGCUGUAUUGAGUUUGUUAAGGCAAAGAAUGAAAGUACCUACUUUUACGUUACAAGUAAAAUCAAAUUAUCGUGGAA
Leguminivora glycinivorella is the source of this 1792-nucleotide messenger RNA. Its product is annotated as cytochrome P450 6B7-like. The transcript has 3 exons. Bases 134 to 1687 code for a protein of 517 amino acids. The record is from RefSeq and is a predicted model, not a curated record. Lineage: Eukaryota; Metazoa; Arthropoda; Insecta; Lepidoptera; Tortricidae. Gene Ontology annotation, molecular function: monooxygenase activity; iron ion binding; heme binding.